AGCAUAUCAAAUAGUCCUUGAGUGCAGGUAAAAGAAUGCCGAAGGUAAAGACAAGCCGUGUCAAAUAUCCAAAUGGAUGGGAGUUGAUUGAGCCUACUCUUCGUGAGCUUGAGGGUAAAAUGAGAGAAGCCGAAAAUGAUCCACAUGAUGGUAAGAGAAAGUGUGAAGGAUUGUGGCCAAUUUUCAAAAUUGCACAUCAGAAGAGCCGCUACAUCUAUGAUCUUUACUACCGAAGGAAGGAAAUAUCUAAGGAACUUUAUGAGUUCUGUUUGGAUCAAGGCUAUGCUGACCGCAAUCUAAUUGCAAAAUGGAAGAAGUCAGGAUAUGAACGCCUUUGCUGCCUACGAUGCAUACAGCCACGGGAUCACAACUUCAACACCACCUGCGUGUGCAGAGUUCCUAAACAUCUGAGGGAAGAGAAAGUCAUAGAAUGUGUGCACUGUGGUUGUGGGGGUUGUGCAAGUGGAGACUGAUUCACCUUUUUGUGUUCAAGUAUCAACGGACACUUGAGGCUGGGGUAAUCUGAUUGUGUGACCAGGGAGUUUGAUUCCCUUUUUACUGUAUGAAAGCAGAGGGCUCUCCCUGGAUCCCUGGGAUAUAACUUUAUUUGUAUUGAUCCAACAUUGUUCCUAAUGAAACCUCUAAAACUGCACAAUUCUGGAAAAAGCUAACACAAACUAGCUUUUAA
Messenger RNA from Telopea speciosissima, 688 nucleotides. Its product is annotated as protein BUD31 homolog 2. The transcript has 4 exons. Lineage: Eukaryota; Viridiplantae; Streptophyta; Magnoliopsida; Proteales; Proteaceae. Gene Ontology annotation, biological process: mRNA splicing, via spliceosome. The coding region runs from base 36 to 473 and encodes 145 amino acids. The record is from RefSeq and is a predicted model, not a curated record. Gene Ontology annotation, cellular component: spliceosomal complex; nucleus.